AUGAGAUUUUUUUUUCAGUUGUCCGGCGAUUGGACUCAAGUCGAGGUGAUUCGUCUCAGCACUGAGGUCAGUGAUCUUAUUCUUUUAUGCAGUUUUUUAAUUGAAAAAUUUUAUGUUUAGUUAGUUAUUUCUUUUUGAUUUUAGAACUUUCAAACAUAACUUUUUUUGCCAAUUUUUUAAUCAAUGAUUAUCGCCUUCGAAUUUUUAAAAAUAGUCCGAAUUUUCAAGAUUUCUUAAAAGAUUUGUGAAAGACACUUUUUACAACUAAAAACUCAAUUUUUCUUGACUUUUAAUAUUAAUACUUAAUUACAGGCAGAAAAAAAUAACGUGUACAAGAAUGGUUUUUAUGAAGAAAUAAUGGCUAUUAACUCUGAAAUAAAUAAUUAAAACAGAGACUUUUCUUCAGUCUGGCGGUCUUGGAUUCGGAAUCGUCGGCGGCACGAGCACCGGCGUCGUCGUCAAAACUAUAUUGCCAGGAAGCCCAGCGGACAAGGUUUUCUUUCCUUUCUUUCUUUUUUGAUUCAUGAAUUUCAAAAAUACUUGUAAAGUAAUCAACAAACAUUUUCAAUACCUUUUUUCAAACGCUGCAAGAAGGAAAAUUGUGGCGCCGAGUUGUCAUCAUUCCUUAAGAUACUAGACGUUUUCGCUAUACAGUGAAAUUCGUUUUCAAACAUAUCAAUUCAUGUUCAAAAUGACUACGAAAUGUGUCAUAAAAAUAGCCAUACGGCCAAUUUGUCCUUUUUUUUUUAGUUGUUUUCAUAUUCAGCUGGAGAGAAGCUUUCCUUUCAUAAUUGAGAUGAGAAGAAGUUCAACACAGUAGCUUCAGGAUGGACAUCUGCGACCCGGAGACCACAUCCUGCAGAUCGGCAACGUCAACACGAGCGGAAUGAGUAGCCAACAAGUCUUUUUUUCCGAUCGGAUGUGGAGAAUGAGGAGAGAUUCAGGUGGCGACCUUGCUCCGGAACCAGCACCCAGCCGUCGAGAUGAUUGUUGGCCGACCCAUCAACUACGCCGACAAACCUGUCGACACCGCUGGUUCGUUUCUUUUUCGGCUUGUUUUCAUUUUCGGUAAUUUUAUCUACAUUUUCAUCCAAUUUUUGUUUUAUACAACUACUAGUGUGAAGCGUACUUUGCAGAUCUGGCCUUUUUGUGAAACUAGAGGAACUACUACUAGAGAGUACUUUAAUGGGGAAAAAAAUUUUCUAACAGUUUGUAGGAGGUCAUUUUAUUUUGUGGCUGGGAAUGUCCAAAAAAUGAACCAGAACACUCCUUGAUGCACUAAAUGAAGAUCCUGAAAAUCUCAAUCCGCACAGCUUCCUAGUUUUUGAAACAUAUUCCUCAAAAUCAGAGAAGCCCCUUGAAAUCUGUAAAAAAAAAUAGGAUAUUUUUAGCCUUUGAGCACUUGUUUCUCAAAAACUAGGAAGUUUCAUACCUAUUUCUGCUACAUCUAAAUGUUUUGUUGUCAAAUAUCAGGAAAUUCUCAGCCACAGGGUAAAACGACCUUCUUUGUAAGAGAAUCGUAAGAAUCACGGAGAAAAAAUUGCAAGAAAAUCUCUAAACGUUUCGUUUGAUAUUUUGACAUCGAAAAAAUUUCAUUGAAAUUCCUAUUGGGAGCAGCAUAAGAGAUAUUUCUUCCAUCGGAAAUCAGUUUGAGUAUCAAGUCAAUGUGUAGAUCUAGUGUGUAGGUCAUCCCUGUCAACCUGUUAGCAUUAUCAUCAAUAAAAAACUUCGGAAGAAAGUUGAUAUUCGGAAGAGAUUUUAUGAAGUUUACAAAAAUAGUAGACACGUUUUCCUUCUUCCCACGACUUGAUUCAUGAGCUGGAGGAAGUUGCAUUGGAGUGGACUUCGAGGGUCUCAAAUGUGCUUGGGCAGAUCCGGCCUGCGGAAAUUCGGUUAGACCACCCUUUGGCCGGCUCGUCCUACUUAUUUGGCUCGUCUUGGCCAGUUGCAGCGACGAUGACGACGCCAAUCAUUCCGUUUCUGUCCCUCCAAGACCUCCCAUUCUUCUCGCGCUUUCCGUCUUUUUUUGCUUAUUUCUAAUUUUUUUAUUUCGCUUAUUUUUCAAUUUUUUUUCUCGGAUGAAGUUUUUUUUAAAAAGUUAUUGAGAUCAUCGUUCUUUCUCUUCAAGAAUCAAAAUUUAUUUGAAAAUUAUUCUCACUUCUACUUUUUCUGGGAGCUUCAUUUUUGUUUGAUCAUCAAAACCCAAUUAUUCCGACAAGCCAAUUUUUUCCUUUAAAACGAACUUUUGACCCAUGCGUCUCUGGCUUCAAGACUUUUCCCACACUUCCAACAGGACACGAAAGGAAAUUUACCACUGGCACAUUCUAAUUUGGAUUUCCUUUUGUCUACUCCCGAAAAAUAGCUCUCAAGCUUCUUUUUUCCUGCGGCCGCCUCAUCCGCUUUUCUUCUCGUCUUCUCGAAACUAUCGACUACUUUUUUUAUCUUCCUGAAAAACUAUUAAAUGUUCUGUUUGUUCACGAAAACGGAUAAGCAUUUCAAGGUUCUCUAGAUUACCAGUGUUAUUUUUUUCAAGUUAUCUAUUGAGAUAUGAAAUUUUCAACAUUAACUUUAAAAAACCCGAAUCAUUCAAUUUUUCGCUUCUUAAAAUUUUGCCUCUGUGAAUUUUUCCGAGAAACAAAUUUCACAUAUACUAGUAAAGUUGUUUUUUUAGGCCUCUCACGUGUCUUUUCCACACGAAAGCUCUAAUCUGCGAAGAGUUUAAGUCAUGAAAAUCUCCUUUCCUUUUAUUUCUUUCACCGGAAAGAAUUGCAGACUGCUUCACGAUUGCGACACGGGCCGCCUUGUGCGCCUCGACUCUCGAGGAGUCCAUUCAGCGGCAGGUAAACCACAAACUCUCGUUCCUUCUCCAGUUUAAAAAUCAGAUCGCCACGGCUUCUUCUGCCUCGACGACGGCAGUCAACCCGACGCCGUCGACGAUGUCGCCGUCACUGAGCUGCGCGCCGAUCGAAGAAGAAGACGUCGCGAGUGCCGACGUCAUAACAACAGCCACAAGACCUGCCGAGGCGCCACCGUCGCCGCCGAGGGCUUCGGUCGCAGAAGACGCUCAGGCGAGCACUUCAGAAUAUACGGGUCCGCCGCCACCUGUGCCGUCGUCCAUCGACCUCAGGUGUCUUUUCCCUCUAUUUUCUGAGCCUUUCCUUUUGGACAAAUCGGAAUGAAAAAGACGUGAUUUUCGCUUCAAAACAAUCUCAAAGGCCUUAUUUUUAUAAUCCUUCUCUGGACGUCAUGUUUACAAUUUUAGCCUUUUUUUAAACGGGAAGCACAAUAUAUAUUCAAAAAAAAAAACAGACUAUAAGUUCCGCUUCAUACUUUUUGAUUAAAAGUUCACUGUCAGAAAUCGGAUGUUUCGAAGAUCAAGAAUUAAUAUCGUACUCACAGAAAUUAUCAGAAAAUGGAUUUUGAGCCAUUCUUAUUUCUUUUAAGGACAUUUUCACUGAUUUUUUGAAGUUUCGCAUAGCAAACUACACCUUUGAAGUGAAAAAUAAAGUUUUCUAAUCACAAAAAGAGCAGCCAAUGCUCAGGUUUUACCUUGUAAAACUAAAUUUUUUCAGGAAACCAUGCGAUUGCGCUCCGUUUUACGUGCUGCGAGACCCGAGACGGCCGUCACAAGCCUCGACGUCGUCGCCCGCGUCCGAGAAGCCUUUCGACGUGACUUCGGAGAUGUCGACGGGCUCCGACGCCAAGGAGAACCACGACGGCAGCAAAUCCAACGGAGGCCGGCAGAUUUCACUCAAAUGCCUUCAAGAAAUGGUUAUAAAUUUUUUUCUUUACAAGUAAUUUUUUUCUGAAUCUUUGAACUCUGUUCGAAAAAAACUCACUCAUUUUUUUCAUAAAAUCUUCUGUUUUCCGAAAAAAAGAACUCUUACAGAAAUCUUGAAGUCAGUUUUGCGUUAUCAGAAAGCUCCCAAUGUUUACAAUUUUCGAAAUUAGAUUUAAUUUUUGGGUCAGUUUUUCUUCGCUUUGAUUUAUCUACAUAUAGCUGCUGCUCUAACUUUCAAUUCCUUGAAAAUUUUUCAAGUAUUAUUUCUCGUCAUGAUUGAGUUUUGCGCAGGCGUUGACGGUGUUUCUGCGAGAGAACUGGCAGAAGAGCAAGUUCGAGGCAAUCGAUGUGCUUCUUCUCCGAGAUCCCGCGCUUGGUUUGGGAAUCACUGUCGCCGGUUACGUCCAUAAGAAAGGUAGUUUUAUUUUCUUUUUUUAAACUCUUAAAAAGAUUGUAAUUUUUUAAAUGUUUAUAAUUUCAUGGGAAGUCCUUUUUGUAUCACUCAGUGAAACGCUAAAUUUUGUUUAAAUACUUUCUUUCGGAUCCCGACAACUUUUAGCUUUUUUUUUUCAAGCCCUGUCGCUGUUUUGCGGUUCAUAAAUUGGUGCGCGGGGGUCCUGCUUUGCUCAGAAUUAAAUUUGCUUCUGGCUUUUUCUGGCUGAAGGGAUGCGCCGUUUUCUGAGGGGAAAUGAAGAGAGAAGUUAUGCGGAGCGAUUGACUUUUUGCUCCUUCGACCAAACUUUUUGAAGACGCUCCAUCCAAUAGAAGAAUGCCCUUUUGGAACCACCUUUUCUGUUUUUUUUUUCUGUUUCGAGGGCUUCAAGCCAUUGAGAAAACUUCUUCGAAGCUCGAAAGCAAAUUUUCUCAGAUCAGUUAGCGCUAGCUUCUUGCAAAAACCGCGUAUUUCAAUGAGGAUAAUUCUAAUACUUUCAUAAAAAUACAGUUUGCUGACUUUUUUGUGGCUAUUUUUUUUAUGCUGAUUUACUUUUUUUUUCAGUUUUUAAAUCGUGUCUCCUUUAAAUUUUGUUUGAAGUCAUUCUAUAAAUUUGGUUUCUUCUUAUUUUUUGAUAGAAACAGGUUUUAAAAUUCGCGAUCCGAUCGUUUCCAAAUAACAAAUUUUAAAUAUUCAGAAUAUUGUACAAAAAAAUGAAGGUUUGAGAAAAAUCUUCAUAAAGUACAGCAACUUUUUUUUCUGGAUGGUUUCCGAAAAGCUGGAAGUUGAUAGGUCCUUUCUUGUGAAUUCGCUCCAAUAAAAAGUUGGACCUAUCAAAUAAAUCACUCGUGGUUGGUGCUCGCCACACACGAAGUUCACACCUUUUUUCUCUCCUUUUUCCCUCGCUCAAUCUUUUUUUGCAGAAGAAAUCUCGGGCAUCUUCGUUAAGUCAUUAGUUCCGCGUUCGGCAGCCGCGUUAAGUGGUCAAAUCUGCGUUCACGAUCUCAUUCUCGAGGUUUUUUUUUAUCGUUUUAAAGAUAUUAUAUAGUCCAUUCUUCUUUUUUCAGGUGAACAACACUUCGCUGGAGCAUCUUUCCCACGCCGACUCGGUGAGAACUCUGGUGAAGUCGGGCGACGAGGUUCGGCUACGGCUCGUUAGGUUUCCGCAGCAGUCGGCUCAAGCUCAGUGUCUGAAGAUGCUCCAGCAGCAGGUUCCCUUUCGAUUUUCAGUUCUGUCAAAUAUCUGGGCUUGAGGAAACGGAGACGCAAGUGAUAGACGUCAAGUCGUCGAAUCCGGACCUGGUGGCGGAAUGGAAACGACGCGUUCCGGAAGAAGUCGACAUCAUGGUGGCUGUGAUCAAACCGGACCGGAAAGCGGCCGACGGAGGCCUCGGAAUCUCUUUAGAAGGUUAGUUCCACAUGUGAAAUAGGAAUUAUCAAAAGUUGAAAAUGUACAUUUCAAAUAUAUUUUCAAAACUUUUUGCAUGGCGAGAUCAAAUAGCUCUCGUUGCCAUCAUGAAUUUGAUCUUUUCAAGCCUGAGCUACAUAAUCUUUCGAAAUUUUGUGGUUCUAUCGGUUCCACUGUUAGCUGGGACCAGAAAGAUGGUUUCAAAAAAUUGGCGGCUAGAAUCAAGUGAACCUCUUGAAUCUUCAAGGAAAAGUUUUUUUUGAACGUGUCAGAUUUUUGAUUGUAGCUCUAUUUUUUUUUCAUAUUAUUGAUUGGAGCUCUUACUCGCAAGAUUCAAAAAAUUUACAAUGUUGUUUGUUCUUUUUUGUUGUCAGAUAUUCGAAAAUCUCACAUCAGACUCUCAGGGAAUUUCGUUUUUGUAUGUUUCCCACUUACGGGCUCCCUUUGAAGGUACGGUGGACGUGGUGAACGGCCAUCAGUUGUGUCCUCACCACUACAUCGAGUCUAUCCGCGAGAACGGGCCGGUCGCCCAGUCAGGAGUGCUGCAGUCCGGCGACGAGCUUCUGCAGGUCAACCAUUCGCCUCUCUACGGCGAGUCUCACGUCACCGUUAGGCAAGCGUUGACUCGCGCCGUCCAUUCUGGAGCGCCCGUGACGCUGAUAGUCGCCAGGAGGUCUGUUUCCCAGAAAGACCUGGUCUAUAAUAGCCUUGCAGAACCCAACAUGUUAGCGUCUAUCAGCCGCGCACCGAAAAGUCCUUGCCGCUGUCUUACCCUCUGCUCACAUCGACUCAGGAAACACUAGUCAAGGUUCUUUUUUCUCUUAUUUCUCUCAUAGUGUUGAACAAGUUGAAGUUUCUAAAACAAGCAUAAAAAAUAAGAGCUUAUAUAUUCAAUAUCAAGGGAAAUAAUUUCAGUGUGUAUUUUGAUUAUUCUCAUAAGUUUACUCAACUGCUCUGUGAGUGUCUAGGUGACAAUUUCCCAUAGUCGGUAUCUGUGCAAACUUUCAGUUCGAAAAUAAGAUCGGAAAGAAACUUACAAAAGAAGUAAUUCCAUUUUAACUCUGCAAACUGCUCGAAUAUUCUCUAACGUAGCUAGAUAGGUUUAUUAACUUUCAAGUUUUGAUAUAUAUGUACCCUUUUAGGAUUAUUUCCUUUCAACGUUCCACCUGUUCGCACGGAAACUUCGAAAAAUUUCUAAUUUCAUAUUUUUCAGAUGAAUUUCAGAAAUCCUGCAAAAAAGUUUUUUUCCAUCGCUUUCUAUGAAGAUAUUUUCAGGCGAAGUCAGAAAUAGACAUGUCUUCGACAAGAGCGGAUACGACGCAACUUUUACAACAGGUAAAAAGUCAAAUUUUCCAUAGUUGAACUUUUUUUUCAGGUUUCGAAACGGUUACGUUCCCGUUCUUUGGAAAAUUUUAACGGGUUGGCUGUUUGGAACUGUGUUCCUUUGGUCAUCAACCUUGAGAAGGACGCUCGGGGAUUAGGAUUUUCAAUUGUCGAUUACCAGGUUCACUUCAGUCUUUUUUUAAAAUGAAUCGACCAAUUUUCAAUUUGAAAAAACCAUUUCCUUUUUUGUUUCUUGAGGAAAACGGGAGAAUCUGUUGCAAUUCGCUCGAUGGCUUGAAAUAUAGACUAUACUGUCUCCGAACCGUUUUCCCAACAGAAUUAGAGAUCAGAUAGAGAAAAGCUUCCUCAUGGAUUUUCUGACAGGAUCCGUCGCACAGCGGCGAGAGCGUGAUCGUGGUCCAGUCGCUGGUGCCCGGAGGCGUCGCUCAGGCCGACGGGCGGAUCGUUCCCGGAGACCGACUGCUCUUCGUCAACAACCACGACCUGUCCAACAGCAGGUCGUCCAUGUCCAUUCCCUCUCGCACAUCUUACUACUUUCAGUCUGGAAAGAGCCGUCGCCGUGCUGAAAGCCGCGCGAAUGGGUCGCGUUCGACUCGGAAUCGCCAAGCCUGUUCCAAUUGAUCAGGUCAGGAUUCCCCUUUUUCGUCUAUCAUUUCGAACAGUUGCGAUGUAGAAGGGGUCAACAAUCUAAAAAAAUGAAGUUUUAAAAAAAUCCUUUAAGUUUUUUUGAAGAACAACUUAUUUUUGAUAAUGGUAGACUUUUUUUGAAACAUCUUAACAUCAUAUUUAAGUCAUCUGAAAAUGAAAUAAUUAUUUAAUCAUUACAGGUGUUUGGAAUAUGAAAAUAAAGAUUAUUUCAAAGUUAGAUUUGUUUUUAAAUUUGGUAAAACGUAGAUAAUAGUUACAAUUGGAAUUUUAAUGAAUUUUCGAACAUGAAAGCUCCUUUUCUCCAAUUUUUUUUUUCUCCGAGGAAUUUCCUUUGAACUUGCAAAUUUUAAAUAAUCCAUCUCUGUUUAUUCUUUUUUUUCCAGAAGUGAAACAUGAAAAAAAUUGAACUGAAUAUACUGAAUAGAAGUGAGAAGACUUAUUUCGUCAAUCUUUCUUUGAUUCAGAUAUCUCCAACAGUUUUUUUAAAAGUUUUAUCCAGGUGUUCAUCAAAUUGCCGAAUUUUAGCCCUUUUCAAAAAAAAAAAACAGUUUAAAAAAAGAGGCCACAUUGGAAACUGAAUAAAUUGAUAAGUAAUUCAGCAUACACAUGAGCAUUUUUUAUCUAAAAAUACAUUCUUUCAUCGAAAUCCAAAAUUCUCGAGUGAGGCUGAAGAAAAUUAUGAUAAAAUUCACGUAAGUAAAAACUUGAAGCAAAGGACAAAUUGAAUAGACGGUUGCGGGCUAGUUUCGAGUCGAAAAAAACCCCCGUGUAAGUCUUCGGAGAGAGCAGAAAUCGAUGAGCGGAAAGAAAUGAGGACUGGGAGUAGAAGCAGCUUUUUAUGUGCGUGUGUUGUGUGGGUGAGCAUCCCGAAGAAACAUCAAAUCAGCCGGUCGACGUCCAACUCGGAUUCUUCACUCAAUCUGCCGCUUCUCCCGCCUUCUUUGUCCAACUUCGCGCUAUUAUCCUCAUUCCACUCAAUUAUUUCUGCUCCUUCUUUAAGGCUUUUUUUUUUGAUGGUUUUUGAAUGCUAUUUUGAUUUUUUCGAUUUCUUUCUUUCGAUUUUAAGGGAGAUGAUCCUACAAAGGCUCUCAAGGUGCUUCAUUUAUGUUUUUUCCUACUCCCUAGUGUUUCCUGAAUUAGGAAAAAAAAGCCUUUGAUGGAAAAAUUGGUGAAAGCGAGUAUUAUACAGGCAAAAUAAUCCUACCUUUAUGAUUUUCUCAAGUUCAGCAAUUUCAUAAUUUUUUCAUCCUAGUUUUCCUUAUUUCUCUGGUUAUAGGCUAAGAAUGUGAAUUUUCAAUCUGAAUAGUUAUGGUCUGUUUUCUGGGACGCGCAUAGGCGGAGUUGAUGAAUAUUUCAUAGCGAAGAGAAAUUUUCAGUAAUUUGUCUGAGCUUGAGGCUUGUUUAAAAAAAAUACCCUAUAGUGUAAGUAACGCCUUUUUUGAAAAUUAAGUUGUUUUUAGUUUACAGCUUAGGUGAGCCUUUGUUUUCGAAAAAGUGAUUUGAAAACUUCCAAUUGUAAAGCGACCCUACCUUGUUUGGUCUUUGAGGUCGGCUAAUAGUUUUAGUAGUAGUUUAGAAAGUGUUCGGGGGCGCCAGGACAAGUGCACCUGAAAAGGAGCCGUAUUUGGAGGCGUGUGGCUAUUUGCCAAAACAAGGAUUCGACGGAGGCGAGCCAUGAGCGAUUAAGAAUUGUGCGGCGAGUGGUUGCCACGUCUAAUUUCCGCCCGCCGUAGUGGAAGUCUGCCUGGACACGACGCUUUUUUCCGACUCUCCCCUUUGAGCCUUUUCAAUCCACCUUUAUUCUUAUAAUUCAUUGAUACUUCGUUUUUGUUCUUUUCUCCUAAAUGUUGUUGAAGUUAAUUUCAUUGCUCAUUUCCGUCGUUCCUCAGAUUUUCCCUUCUUGAACGAAGUUGGAGUCAGAUAGGGACAGAUAAUGAAUAAAGCUCAAUAAGGACAGGGAAAUAGUAUGCGAAUAGAAGAAAUUUAGACGUCUCUCUAGCAUUUUUCUAAGCUUGUGGUGAAUAUAGUAACAAUACAGAUUUGAAAUUAUAUUUUUGAGUUUUUCGUUUUUCUUGAAGUAUGAUUUCGAGCAACGCCUAAUAUUUUUAUUUAAAAAAAAAAAGAUUGAAGAUUUUGAAGAUUAAAAAGUAAAUUCAAUCUUUGAAACGGAAACUUGAAUAAUUUUUUUUUGGUUUGUUUGAGAAAGUCUGAAAUACGAUUUCUUUGAUCGCAGUUGUUGAAGAAAACAAAGUUCAUUUCCCAAAAGCUCAUAAUAUUUUUCUGACUAGGGAACUACUCGGACUCGGGUACACGGAUCGAGUUCAAACUUUAGUGGUUUAUAGACCCAAGUCAGAAUACUUGAAAACAAGAGAGAAUAUCUGCUAAACCCAAUAGAGAACUGAGAAAAAAUUAUAAGAAAAUGUGAAAAAUUAGGCCUGAAAAUUUCUAGAAUACUACUUUUUAACCUUAUUAUAUUUUUUUAAUACAAUCGUUUUGAAUGAUCCGGCUAUGAUAAACUCUAAAAAAAGUUUUUUUCCAGCCAAAAGAAGGAGGAAAACAAAAAAAUUUGAUAAUUUUUCAAGCCUAUUUAUUUUCAAAAAGUUAUUUUCAGAAGUCUAUGGGGUUUAGCAGAUAAUCUUUCUUGUUUCCAAGUACUUUUACCCGGGUCUAUAAGCCACCAAAGUUUCAACUCGAAACGCGUACCCGAGUCCGAGUAAAUCCCUAGUGAGCUGAUGUUUCCGGUAGGUGCUCCACUUUCUUGUAUCAGUUUAUUUAUUUCGUUUCGCCAGUCGUAUAAAAAGUGAUCCUGAUGGCUGUAUGUGGUCAAUCAGCAGGUAGAGCUUUCAUAGAGGAUAGUGAGCAUUUUUGGAGUUGACGGCUCUGUCGAAUGGCUUGCUAAAGAGAUGUGCCAUCAUGAGGCGUAUAAUCUCCGGCUCUCGGAAUCAUCAACUCGCGAGGUGUCGUCCCUUCCGCCCAUUCGCUUCUGCCUACGAAUCCUUUCCUGUCCGUCAAAUCCAAACAAAAACAAUCUUUUUAUUGUUUUUAGCAAGUGAAAAUGACUGAAUUAUUGAUUUGGCACGGAAGUCAAUAACAAAUUCAGGUAUUUGGUUGGCCAGAGGCCCCCUAUUCCCCAUGUAUGACUUCAUGGAAAAGAUAAAUAGCUAUUUUCGUGAGCUGUUUCAAACGUACCUGCAACGUUUUCUCAAAAGUUUCUUGAUGAAAUUGCAAGUCAUCUACUACAUUUUUUUCUUCCUUCCGGCAUUUCGUUUGAAUCUUUCUUUUCUAUAGCAACAGAAGAAAGCUGAGAAAAAAAUCGAAUUUUAAAAAAGCAAUUACAGCGAGAGGAGUUUUUUUUCAAAAUAUAUUUCGAUUAAUUGUUUUCAUUUUUUCCUCGGUAAUCAUUCUCUCAGAGCUGUGAGGUCCUCGCCAUCAUUCACGAGGGAAUCAUUAAACCGCCAAAUGUCCCUCUUGGCUUGAGCCUGACGAUAUAAUAGAGAAUUUGCUCGUCGCUGUCAUGAUAAAUUAUUCAUCGAGCCUCGUUUACCUCUGUUGUCGCCGAGCGUUGCGAAAAACCGCCGACGAUCGAGAUAAUUUGCAUCAAAUGAAAGACCAGCCCCCAUCUCAGCGGGUCUGACUACCAACUCUAUCGAUUACAACUUUCUACUUUUUGAAAAGACUUCUGAUUUUUUUCUAAUUUCAAGUUCAAAGCGCAUGAUCUAAAAUAAUUUUUAUCAUAGAAAUCAAGCAGAGUUUUGUUAUCAAUUUUGUUUUUCAUUCCAGUGUCGCGUGACGUCCCAUUCGCCACUGUAUUCGCGGAGCGAACGUCUUCUCGCUCGCGGCCGGAGCCCUCGAUCCCGUCGUCGUCAAGUUCGUUCUCAUUAGAUUGCUUAGGAGGAAGUUUGAGAGUAAUGAUAGAAAAUAUAAACUCCCUUCAACUUCUUUUCGCAAAAUACGCGUGUGCUAUUUGCCUUUCAGAACUUUUUAUUAUUAUAACAUGUCUUUAAUUCUUAGAGGAAGGCAUUCACUUCUUGCGAAAUAAAAAAAAAUUGAGCCAAAGUAAAGAAAAAAACAUUAACUCCUCGUAUUUCGGGAAAAUCAGAGCUAAAGUGUCGGUAGAUAAAAAGUCUCUGACAAGUGAAAAACCUAAAAUUUUGAACAGAAAUUCUAAGAAUUCUGCAGAAGAAACGUUGCCUAUGUUUCUCACAACGAAUUUUCCUAUACUUUUGUUUCUCAUGAAAAGCGUUUCGCAAAAGUUUUCAAAAUAUUCCUAUCGGGAAAGUUUUACGAUCGAAUUUCCAAUCGAAGGACCGUUCAUUUUUAUGCGAAAAAUUUCUAAGGAACUAGGUUUAUCAUCCGAGUGAAACUCACAAAUUACAAAAAUGAUUUUACUGCUUCCUACCUCUUCAUGUACGAUUUCAGCCGUCUGGCGUGACGUCAAGCCAAGAGACGGUCUGGAUCGGCACUUCCGAGCAGUAUCGUCGACUUCAUCCUCAGGUCCGUGUUAUAUCUUCUUUUCGGUCUUUUUUUGUUUCGUAAUUAUUUUCACUGAAGCGUUUUGCUUUGCCUCUACGCACGUUCCUAUACUUUGUUUCAGUUUGAGCUACUCAAAAAUUUGUACUCGUUUCAAUCAGUGUUUUUUUUCAUAAUUGAUUUCAACCCGUCUUCUGGAAAAAAAAGUACGAGGUUAGAUGCAUACGGCUAGUAAAAAAUGAGUUCUGAGGUUAUCUAAGGGCUAAAUGAUUGAUUUUUUUUUCUAUAUCGAUUCGAAGUAUACACAAUAUUGGAAGGCUCUAAAGUAGAAUUUCCAUCUCAAACUCAAAUUUUUACUAUUCGUAUGUCGUUAAAAGUAUUUUUGGGAAAUGACGUUUCAAGGAACUGAAAAAUUCUCCUAUAAUAUUCGUUUUCCUGUGGUGGAUCUAUGCUUUUGCUUCCCUUCAGGGUUACUAUCCGUCGCGCAGUCCGUCGUGUGCACGCAGCGAACGCAGCCUCGACGGCGUAUGUUUUUUCUUCUUUUUCCAGCCUUUUUCUUCCCUCUGGCUUUUUUGUUUUCUUCGUUUCACCCACCCUUUCAAUAAGGCUUCUUCUCCUCCUAAAAGGUCCAAUUCACUUUACUUCUCACGUCUGUUGGUUUUACAGUCGGAGUUGUCGAUGGCUUCAUGGUCGCCGUGCUCGACGAGGUCAAUCUCGCCCUGUGGCUCUCCGAUCUCUCUCAGGCAAUCUUUUUUUUUCAAGUCGUUUCCUAGAAGCUGAUGAUUUCUCUGCUUUUUGAAAUUAUCAUCAUUCAUCUAAGUUAAAUUAUUUAUCUCUUUUUUUAUGCUUUUGCGGAUGUGAGAAGCAGUUCGGCUGUUAACAGAAGUUCAGUCCCUUUUUUUGCCUGAUUUCCGGUCUAAAAUGUAAUACAUAUUCUUCCUCAUUCUCUCAAAAAAAAAAAUCAACCAAAAAGUAAUUUGAGAACUCUUUUUCAAUUCGACUCAUGGUCGAAGGAUGAAUUUCCUUUAUCACUCCGGUGAUAAUUUUGAGCGUUCCUUUUUUCGUUUUUACGCUGAUUCGACUUAUUUUUUUCAGAGGUUCCUGGGCCUACGAUGUCGUCUACCUGCCGAGCCACUUGGAGCGCAGCGUCAAGAUCCAAAAAGGCCCACUUCCUUUAGGUAAAUCUUUUUCCGUUUUUCAGUAAAUGGAACAAAGCGUUUCUCAAAAAUAGAUUUGUUUUCAGGAAUCGUUUUGGAUUCCGACAAAGACAAAGGCGUCAACGGGAGUGUCGUGAAAAGUAUCUGCGGGAAAAAAGCGGUUGCCUUGGAUGGAAGGAUACAGGUAUACUUUCUGUCGAUAGAGUACAUGUUUCCCAACGGUUUCUAAAUUUUAAAAUUUUAAUUACUCUUGUUUUUUUCGAUUUAUUUUUUUAUGAGUAUCCUUUGAGGUUGGAGACUACGUGGUAAAGAUCAACACGGAGUCGCUGCGCAACGCAACCAAUUCCCAGGCGCGUGCGGUCUUGAAGCGGACAAAUCUCAUCGGGACGCAAUGCAAGUCUGUUUUUUUCCCAUCCCAUUUUGUGCUGAAUACAGAAUGAGAACCUUUUUUUGCUCGUGAGUUUGGAACUUUUGCAGCGUCACCUACAUCACGUCGGCAGACGCGAAGACCUGGAAAGAGAGGUUCCACAGAGAUGUCGAGCCCCAGUCGCCAGUUGUCAACAGGCUUUCUCCAAAGUCUGUUUCACUUCUUUAUUUCUCUAUAUUUUUCUCCGAGAAAAGCUAACAUUUUUGGAUUGAUAUCCCCAUUCGUACCGACAUGCAACGAUAUUUUGCACUUCUUCAUAUUUCAUUGUAUUAGAAAAAGUGAUCUAAGAGAGAGUGCGCAGUAGACCAGUUUUUGAAGUUAGAAAUUUGAAAUAGUUUUUGAUAUUCAAUCUCGAAGAUUUCAAUUCAUUCAUUUUGUUCUUUCAGGCAUAGGUAUAAUCGACUAGGCGGUGAACAAGAACUUUAAAGCUAUAACGAACAACCGCCUUCGGCGAUCCAGAAGUCCUAGCGUGUAGUCGAAAGAGUUGAAAACAUGGUCUCACGGUCCUUCGCCUCGUUCUUUUGCGCGUAGUUCAUUCAGUUGCGCCUUGACGAGCUCAGAAUACAGUGGAUCUUGUAGCUGAAACCCGGAAACCGUGCUCUAGGUGGAGGUCUCGAACUGAGAGCGACCACUUCGAGUGAAGAUUUUAGACGGAAUAUAUCGAAUCCAAAGAAUCGCUUACUUUCAGUUUUUUAUAUUGAAAGAGAAAAACAUUACUGUGAAAAAAUCGAUUCACCAAAUGUUCUCAAAGCUUUUCAGUCUCCAAAAAAAAAGUUUGAUUUGACGUCCAGUCAUCUUAUCUUCUUAUCUUUCUGUGACUAAUUCUGAAUUGACGGAUUGAAUAUAAAUGAACGAAGACAACUCGAUUGCAGAGUUUUUCCCAAGUUCUACCGCUCUCCGUACUUGGGACGGCGGGAGUCGUUGCGAGACGCGACGGACGACGAAACCGAUGCUCCGUCGAUCGCCUCCGACCUCCAGUCGCAAAGUGUUGCCGAGCCGUCGACGUCAUCUCACGUCGAGUCCGGAGACGCUUCUGAAGACGUCGAGACCCGACGUCGACGCUUCGCCAAUCUCAUCGACGGCGCCGAAGUCGACACCUUCGUUCAGCGGAUCAUGAGGGUUAUUUUCAAGUUUAUUUGACCAAAUUCGAAUAUAUUGUAGCAGGAAAGGUGAAGAUGACGUAAAAAUUAGUAUGAAGUAGGUAAAGUGUUUUUUUUCAUUUCUUACAAUCGAUGGUUUUAAAUAUUAUAUUGGUGCCAAAGUUUUGAUACUGCUUCUGCAAAAAAAAAGUCUGAUUUCAUUUUAACGCCAUGGCGGUGGCAGCAAGAGACCGAUGUCAAAAAAAAAUUGUCAACAUAAUAUAAUUUUGGAACUAACUGAAUAAACUUGAAAUCGGAAUCACGUAGCCUUUAUCUAUGAAAACUUUCAGUUGCGAAGAUUUGAGACAAUGAAAAAGCAAUAUCCAUUGGUAGCAAAUUUUUUCUAGUUAACGGUAGUGAACUUCAAAGAAUAAAAAUUAGUUCCAUAGAUAAAUAUGAAAUAAACUCUCUUGUAAGACAUCGAAAAGUCAUUUUUUCUGAAAGUCGGGAGUUUUUGCAGGAGAAAAUAAGGAAAAUUUGCAUCUUUUUUCUCAAUCCCAUAAAUUCUCUGCUUGCUCGAUUUGAUUUUUUUUUUCAUUUCUUCGCAAUCCUCUUAUGGAUUCCUUUGAGGAAAAGCCGUUCGCCGGUCUUCAUCUUAUCUUUAUCCUCGUUUCUCGGUUGCUAGGCGGAGCGAGAAGAAAUAUAUGUCAUUCGUCUCCGUUUUCCCUCCUUUUUUCUGCCUUUUCAGUGUAAGAGCUGCCAACUUUAUGCCGGAGCGACGGAUUAUACAUUCUCGGCGAAUCAACCUUCAUUCCAUCCCACUUUAUACUUCUUUUCCGUUUCUGGCUGUUUUAGCUUUUUCAAGAUCUUCAGCCUGUUUUGGUGUUGAUCACUGUAAAGGUUGUGAAGAGUUCUCCAAAUGCAAUUCAACAAUAUUUUUUUUGGUUUGAAAUUAAGCUGUUGAAAAAAAUUUCCUUCUUUUUCAUGUUCAACCUGCUUCCGCUGAAAAUUUCGUACCCGUUUUCUUCUUUAUCUAUCUAAUUUGUCACCAUCCUUGUGUCCGUCACGGAAGAAAGUUUUUGAUGGGUUAUUCAAAGAAAGUUAUUCAUAAAAACAUCUUAGCAACUGAGAGAACUUUUUGUUAGUUGAAUGAAUUUCACUUGAUUGUUUCAUCUUAUAAGUUUUUACAGGAAGCCCUUAGAGACGCGAUUGUCGAGCUGUGCGUGAGCCAAAGGACGCCUGACUGGAAAUCUUCGAUCGCGUCAACCUCUUCGGAAGUCCUACCGCCGACGCCGACUCCGAGUCUAUCUGAACAGCCGGAAAAGGAAGAAGAAGUCGCUUCGACAUCUGAACAGACGCCUUCGAAUCCAGUCGAACUGAGAGAACCAAAGACACGACGAGAAUCCGAACCAGCGCCUUCCAACGCGACGUCGGCCGUGUCCCAGAACGCGUUCUCCUCGCCGACGCAUAUUCUGAGCACCGAGGAGGAAAUCGAAUUUUCUGCGCAGGUUUUCUUUGUUUAUUGUACGGUAUGCACAAAAAUCAAGUUUUGAAAAUAAGAUGGAAUCCUUCAGUGACUUUUUUGUGUGUGUAUUCAAAGAUGAAGCGCCAGAAAUUAAUGGAGAAUAUAGAACCAGAGAUUUUUCAGUUACGGUUCACAAUAAUAAACUAUGAGCUUAAAUUUUCUUGAUUUCAGAUUUUUUGAAUUCUCCAUUGUUGAGAAAUCCUUUUUGUACCUCAAUUGCGGAAAAUUUUAAACGCCCUUUUAAUUUUGUAGUAUAAAACCAUUUUUGUAGGAGAAGGAGGUAGAACAGGCAAUCGCAUCAACGAGCACCUUGAUAUCGAACGCCGGCGAAAAAGCUAAUGGCGACGUAGAGAAACCUGCGAACGAAGCGAUGAGUCGAGUGACAACGGCAAGUCGCACUCCGUCCGUCGGCUCCGACAGCUUCCAGCAGCAGGUCGAGCAGCUCAUAGACGUGCUUGAGAGACUCGAUUUUUGCAGGCGCGGCAACUGGCCAGGUCUAAGUAUUGGGGCGAGGCGAGGACUGUCGUCCUGCAUCGAGAACCCAACAAGUCUUUUGGUACAGCUUUCCCUUUUGAAGAACGUGUUGGAAUACACAUUUAAUAGAUGACAUAAACCUGAACGAUUCUGUUUCACACUUGGGAAAAUAUGACAUGGUUUGAACUAUUUAUAUGAGAAAGUUUGAAUUUUCUUCAGACAGCAAAGUGUUUCCUAAACAAAAAAUUAAUUUAUUUUCAAAGAGAUAGUCGCCUGUCCUUGGUUGUAAGUUACAAGUGGUAUAUAAAAUGUUUCAGGAAUAUCAAUAGUCGGCGGUCGCGUGGAAGUGUCUCAAAAAGGUGGUCUUCCGGGUACCGGCAACACUGUCUCGGGCAUUUUCAUCAAAAGCGUGUUGCCUAACAGUCCGGCGGGCAGAAGCGGUCAGAUGAACAUGGGAGAUCGCGUCAUCAGCGUCAGUGUCUUUUUUUCUCGAAUCUCCGUAUACCCUUGUAGAGCUGUUUUUCAGCCUCUCUUCUUCUCCAUUUAAUUUUUUUUUUGAGGAGAAAAAUCGAAAGCCAUAAACUUUAGAAGAAAAAAAAAAUUUUGGGAAUGAGGAUUAAUAUUUUCCAAAAAAGAAACGCUUGAAUUUCUCAUAUAAACCAUUUUCAGCGUCAUUUCUUGAUUUUUCCAGUCUUCUGAUUAGAAUUAUGCCAAAUUUUGUUUCGCAUCAACAUUUCACGAUGUUCAGGCCUAGCAUCAACAGAAAAAAGUAAAAAACAACAUUGUCUUGUCAAAAAAAAAAAAACUAGAGAAGUACUGCAUGAUUUUGAGCUGUCCGGAAAGAAAUUAUUUCCAGGUGAACGAUGUCGACUUGCGAGAAGCGACGCACGAACAAGCCGUAGCGGCUAUCAAAAACGCGACGAACCCUGUACGAUUCGUGCUGCAGUCGCUGCACACCAACCAACACCACAUGAUCAACUCGGCGUCCAACUCGACGGUCGGCUCUGUCCGCAUCGAAAACUCGAGGCAAGAAGAAAUCCCUGUCGUGAGCGCCGAAGCAGCAGUUCCUGUCGUUCCCAAGAAACCCCUCGUGACGCCUGUGUUGACUCCAGCGGCCCCCAGUGAGCCCCAACCUCAACCACAAGACCCUCCAGUCCAAGUCGAUCCUGUCGCAGCUCCGCUUCUCAAUAGAGACUCAUCAGAAACGGAAUUCCCGCCACCACCUCCCCAUCUCUCGUCGAAACUAGAAGAAUUCGAGGACAAACUGGAAGAACGGGCCGAGCUCAACGUGACGCCUGUUCCUGACGAGCUCACCUUCAGUCGAGAAGAUACUGUGAAACCUACAAGGCGUAGCCUGGAUAAUACUGAAAAAGAGAAACGCGAAAACUCAGAGAAACUACAGGAAAAACCAUCAGUGGAUGAAGAUGAACUGGCUAGAAACACUUUGUUGGAUAAGGAUGAUGAAUCGAAGCCAGUCGAAUCGCGAUUGGUCAAAACGCCGUCUGUUGAGAAAGAGCUGAAACGGAAAAGCUCCAAGUCGUCGGGAGAGCAGAAGUGCCAGAGAAGUGUCGAAAAACAGGACUCGACGAGCAGCAAGUCUAGCGCUAGGAGUUCCAAGAAAAAAGCAAAAGCAAAGGAGGUUUUGCCACCCCUUUCUCAAUUUUUGAAAUGCUGUAUUUAGAGUUCGUCUGGUCCGUUGAUUGUGUCUGACGUGAGCAGUACAGAGACAAGGGAUGACGAUGUUGGUUCAAAUUCUCCUGAAAAACGUUGAUUUUUGGGUUUAGCUGAUGUCGAACGAGGACGAAGUGGUAGAGCAUUGGGAAGCCUUGUCGAAGAUGGGCGUCGAACGGAUCUCGGCCGCCGCCUUGCCUCGAUCUCCUGAGGACAACGCUCCUCCCUCCAAGUUCUUCUACACUCCCGGUCAGUCUCUUUCCCCAAAAAAAGCUCUUUUCGGAUCGGAAAUCCAAAUCUCAGACCUCUUAUUGCAGACAAGUUGAAGCGCAAAUACGGCGGCGAGGACAACGAAGUGAUUUUGGUGGACUGCGAUCACGUCCCCGAGGCUGGACUGGGCAUUUCUUUGGCCGGCAACCGGUAAGAAUCUUUUAAGAUUGUUCGAGAAGAUGAUAAGAAAUUAGGAAAAAAGGACAAGGUCAGUGCCAAACUACUUUUAUAUAGAGAAAAAUUUUCGUUUCAAAACUUUUACCAUACUACUUUUUAAAUUUUCGAGUUUUUGUCAUUUGUUUUCCCCUUUACGCUUUCAAAAAUUUUUCGAUGUAUGGAAGGAACAAACUUCAAAAAAUAAAAUGUUCAUUGAGCACGCGGUUUUUAUCCAACGUUUCUUAACUUAUCAUGGUGAUUAAAAAUAGAAAAAAAUUUCGUAACUUCAUUUAUCAAAUAUAAAAAAAAAAAUUUAUUGAACUGCACUUUUUCUUCUUCUUCUUCUUACGCCUUUGUACCGCUUGAGCGGCGUCGGCGCCCCAAGUCGAUUAGCCGAGGUCCUAUCCUGAUGAUAAUCAGUGGACUGGCUCCAGUGACAUAUCCGUCCUUGUGUGUGACGGCUGGGGAUUUUGAAGUCGUGGUUUCCCACUACCAACAUUUCUUAAACUCCUUGGUUGGGUCGGGGCGGGGAUCGAACUUGUGACCCUGUGGACCGUAGACAGGCACACAAACUGUUGCGCUACGGCGCGCCCAUUGAACUGCACUUUUAACACAAGAUUCAAAGCCUUACAAAAAAAAAUUUCGCUUUUUGGCUUAUAGUCGAGUUAUCUCAGAGUUUGUAGGCUUUUCAAGUUUAUUAGAAUAAAAUGACGCCUAAAACAUCAGAGAUAUAAAAACUAUCGAAGCUCUGAAACUUGCGAAAAGCUGAAAUAAUUCAGGAAUCGGGACAAGCAGAGCGUUUUCGUGGUGAACGUCAGAGUCGCCUGUCCGCUGCCGAUUCGAGUCGGUGACGAGUUGCUGGAGGUCGGUUUUCCUCGAAGGAUUUCGGAGACGGAAAGAAUCUCAGGUGAACGGUCGGGUGCUCCAAGGGAUCUCGCACGUCUCCGCGUCUUCCGUCGUCAGAGAGUGCUGCGAGAAAAACGCUCCCAUCGAGAUCGUUCUUCGGCGCAGAGAUGGAGCCAUGGUCAGUCUUCAAUAUUCUUUAUCAAUAAUUUGUUCAGUUGACGAAAAAGACUUUCAUAGACAACUCCAUAGAUGUUUGGUAACUGAUAAUUGAAUUGAAGAAAACGAUAAAAAGCCUUUUCUGUGAAACAGGUCUGAUAUAUUUUAUUUUUUUUUGUGAAAUGGGUCUGAGUUCAGAAAGAACAUUAAACUUUACCUAAGUAAUAAAUUCUUCUUAUUUGUGGAAACUUUAAAACCGUGACUCAGGUUCUCUGUUAAUGAAAUUAUAUAUAUUUCGCUCAAUAACCAAGACAUUUUUUCUUAGAAAGAAAAAAAUGUCUUGAGAGAUGUAAUUGGCAAAAAUCAAAAAGUCUUUGAGAAAAAAUUUCAAAGAAAGAAAUAGGAUUUUUUUUUGGACGGCGAGAUCUGAUAAAUUCUCACUGAAGCUUUGAAGUCAUCGAAUUCAUUAAAGCAGUUAUUAAAGCUUUGAGUUUUCAGUCACGAAAAGAAAAAUUUAGGUCACAGAUAAGUUAGAGCUCUUUCUUGAUUUUUUACGUUAUAAUAACUUUUUUUUCCGACAAAAUCAAAAAGCUGACUUGACCAACAGUAUUGAAAAGCUGUGCUGUUGGCGACGCGAUAAUUGCGGAUAAUUGGAUUUGAGAAGUGGUUGCAGGACGACUGCGCCGUGCGCAACGACGAGCUCGCAUCGACGUCAUCGGCGUCGACGUCGUCGCCUCACCAAAAGGUUCUCUUUUUGUUCUCGAUUCUCUCAGAAAUCGCCCCUUCUUUUUCCUUUUAUCGGUUUUUCCAAGUUGCAAAAUUUCCCACGUUUUGCUUUUUUCUCUCAUCAGCGACUCCUCCACAGGUACUCAAGAAAAAAUAUCACGCACAUAUUUAUUUUUCUCACCUUGAGUAAUGCAUAGAAUAUUCACUACAAUUGACCAUAAAAGUAUCUCGCGUUUUUUUUAAAUCUUUCUUUUUUUUUUUAAAUUUUAAUUUGACAUCAUUCAUCGCUUUACAAUGGUCAAUUUGCUUUUAAGUUUAUUAUUUUUUUUUUUGAGUUUGGCUCGGAUUCUGUUCGAGGUUCCUACAUUUUUGGAAUAUAUAGGAGCAGGAAACGAAAUUUUUUCGAUAUAGAUAUGCUUCAGUUGUCGAAGCAAAUGAGCGAUAUCUCUUCAAUGCCAAGUCGUUUCUCUAAUGCAUAUUUAAUAUAAAUUAUGACGCUGUUUCCAAGAAAAAAAAAACUAUGAAAAUAUUAAUUAGCGUCCUGAAAGAGGUCGCACGAACUUCUUAAUGUAAAUCGACUCGACCUACGGUUUUUUUCACUUUUUUUUUCAUGCCCUAAAGUUGUUAGAAUUUCGUGGCUCGAAGGUUGCGAUAGGCUUCGUGUAGAUAAUUGAAAGUAUGAAGUGGGCUAACGCUCACCGGCGCUCAUAAUUCUGUGCUUGUCUAAUUGUGGUGGCUGGGCGGCAAAUUGGCGUGUAGAUGACUAGGAGGCGGUUAUCCACAUUCUUCCCUCCUUUCUCUGCUCAUUUCUGCUUUCUCUGAGCAAAAACAUCUUUUAAUUUUUUUUUAUUGAUUUCAUAACAUUUUUCAAGUUUCGUGAUAUGUAAUGACUUCUAUUAGGUCUUGGAUAGUGCCCCAGUUUUUAUUUGGAUUCAAUCUACCGCUAUUGCUAUUAAUUGUAUUUUUUUAAAUACGUCCUUUUUCCUAUUAAACAAGGUGAAGCAAAAAAAAAAUGAACAGUCCUGUCAAGCUUUCCAAGUCGUAGCGAACGAGGUAUGUGAAGAUUUUCAAUCAACCAACAUUAAGUGAGUAAGAUUGAACUUCGAGAUUAUUGAGAACGUCUCUAAUAAGAAGAAAUUGAUUUUUCAAUCUCUUUAUAGCUAAAAAUCUUACUAUUCUGAGAAUCAUUUCUAUAAGAAUCGAAAAAGGUUUCAUGAGGAUGUUUUGUUUGAGUUUGAAGCGGAAAAAGCGCGAAUGAACAUUAUAAGACAAAAACUCAGUUAACUGCUCUGUAGAAGAUGGAGAGGUGUUUUUUUUUUUUGAAGGAGAACUUUGCGCAAGUUGAGUGAGGAGCUCAAAACAAGUGCAGGCUCUCGGCGCAGAAGGCGGAGCCACGCACCGCCUGGGGCUCUCGUCGUCUCCUUUUUGGGCCAACCGAAAACUGAGGCGGCGGCAAAAGGAGAAGAAGGCGGCCGCGAAGGUUUUACGUGUGCGUGUCUGCGCCACACGUCUAGAGCCGCCGCCUCAAGCACAUUUAAUUUUUUAAGUCAAUUGUUUUUCUCUCUCACUACUUUUGAAACAAACUCCGAAAGCUCAGGAUUUCCCUUUUUGUUCCAGUAGAAAAACGUGAAAAAAAAAAGAAAAGGGACAUUUUUUGCAGUGUAGUUCAUUCUCAGCGAAAAAGUCAUGGGAAACUCUUUGACGAAAAAAAAACUUCUGUUCUUUUUUGUUUGAAUGGGUCUCAAAACAGUUUCUUCAGCUUUGCAACGCUUUUGUGAAGCUCAAAAACGAUGAAAAGACAGAACGUGCAUAAAAAUUCGUGUUUAAUAUAGUUUCCUCUCUCGCAUUUAUUCAAAAAUCUCAUCUUCAGCCUGUUCCGUGUUUUGAACAUAUGAGCAAAGCGAUAAUCUAGUUACAUUGAGAUUUGAAAAGGGAAGAUUCUAUUAUUUUAUUUCUCCUUCGAUUUUAUUUCAUCACAAUUGAAAAGGAAGCAGUUAGAAAGCUCGAGGCCGCCCAAUAUUUUUCAUUUAUUGCCUUUCUUUUUCGCUUGCAUACUAAUAACUACGGGGAUGAAAAAGGAAAAAUGGCGAUAUUUGAGCAAAUAUACUCAUUUCUCUCUUUCUUUCAUUCUCAGUUCGUCUCUAACAAGAAAUCCCCAGGGGUAAAUACUCAUCUUUACUGCAGCCGCUUUCAAAAAUAAAACGAAAUGGGUGGAUUAGCAUGUUGAGAUCGGAAACUCGACAAAAAUUCAUUCUUCACCAAAAUAAAAAAAGAAAAGAAAAGCCGGCCUCUCUCUACACAGUUGUACUACACUUCUAAGCAUCUGUAAAACAUUUCUUUUUAUUCUCUCUCGUCUCAAAUUGAAGCGAAUACAUUUCUCAUUUUGAACAUCACUUUGUAUCCCACACCUUACUCACUGCCGAAGGUUUCUCCAACGACGGUUUUAUCUUCUUUUUUCAUCCUCUUGUUUUUCAUUUUCUGUUUUUGUUCUGCAUUGUAUGUGACCAUGCAGACACCUUCUCUGUCGUAUCAAUCAUUUAUAGACACGAACAGCCCUCUUUUAGGAUUCAUCGUUCGCAAGUUUGCCUGAGCUCUUUUUCUUUUUUUUUUUGGUUUCUAAGUUUAUUGAACUUUAGUUCAAUUUCAAGACGCGCGGACAUUCUUCAUUUGUUUUUUCGGACUAAAUUUAGGGUUGUAUCGCUUUAUAUUUUUCCAUACCAUGAACACACCGAGACCUGAGAUUGGUGAAGAACUCUUGCCAAAUGUGUGGCGGAAAGACGGCCGCCAGGCUUUCUGUUCCUUUUCAUUAACUUUUUUUGUGUUUGCUUCAGCGGACGCACUCCUUCAGAGCCUCAAAAGCCUAAAGAUUUUUAUCCGCUCAUUCAUUGUUUUUCAGGAGCCCAUGGUCGAAGAGUCGUCGACGUCUUCUGCGACCCUUCCAAAUCCCGAAGGUUGUUUUUUUUUCUCAUUUAUCGAGCCUUUCGAGACUUUAUCCCGGUGUGAAGUGUCAUUUUAUAUCAAUCUUGUCUCUGUCUCUCUCAGAUUAUCUUUUCUUUUGAGUGCAUUUCGCAUUUUUGGAUCAAAAAUCAACCACGCAUAGCUCCAUUAUUCAUGAUUGAGAACUUGAAAGGAAGAAAGUCUGACGUUUCGCUAAGAAGUUCGAUAGUAUUUUUCAAAUUCCCUAUAAACGAUUUUAAAGUAUGAAAUUCAUCACAAAUAUUCACCUAUUUCUGCUUUUUAGGUCAUAUUGUCAUGAUACAGUAUCCUAUUCUUUUUUUGUUCUUUUUACCGCGAUAUUCUAAUAUAUCAACAUUUUCCUGUCUCAGUAGACAAUAUCAAGUAGCCAGUUUCCUUACUCGUCUUGUCAUUUCAAAUCUCCAUAAAAAACAAACUGCUGUCUCUGAUCAUUCCUCAAGAAGAAUCCAAGCUGACUUACAAAUCAGAAACGAAAUCUGUAGUUUAGAAAUCGGUACAGUACUAAGAGUAAAAAAUGAAGUGCGAAUUUGAGCUCGAGAGAGUGUGCGCGGUGCUUGCAAUUCGCUUCAUUAGCGAGGCAGGCCAGACGCGAUUCGAGGCAGCGAUCGACUCGCCCGAGUGCCUCUUGGCUCGCAAAAACGUCGAGAAGAAUGAAAGAAGUUGGCUAAAUGAAGUUGAUGACACUCCACGUCAAACCCAAAGCCACAUCUCAAACCUUUUUUCGCGUCAGAGAAUCGUUGAAGAAAAAACAUUCAAAAUCACAUUUCUUAAAAAAGUUUUCCGAAUUUAAAAUCGAAUCAUGCUUUCAGUGACAUGAAAUUGUUGAACAACGCAUUUGCUUUUCCUUCUCAAAUCAAUUGGAGGUUAAUCGAUUUCUUUGCGUGCUAGACACAUUAUUAAUUUUUGCAGAUUUUCACUCAAAAAAUUGAAAAUUUUCAUGGAAUUUAUUACAAAGGAAACAUUUAUGACAGAUUUGAAUUUUGCGUUCAGCUUAGUGAAUUUUUUUGAUAGUUUUUGGGAGUUCGCUGGAAAAUUUUAUGGACGCCGUCGCCUUUUCCAAAUUUUUUGUGGACUAAAGGAUAUUUCUAGUAUGAUUGAUUUUUGCAAUUAGAAUCCGACGAAAAAACUGUUUUUGAAAGUAAAUUCACAUGUUCUCUUGUUGUUUUUUCCGACUGCCGAAGCUCUGGAAGAAAAGCCGUAUGUUUGACUACACUUAGGCUUCCAGUUACGAGUCCUCCUGUCUUCCUUGAUUUCUUCACUAAUUAGGGACUCUCGAAAGUCGAUUGACAUGCGUUGGCAACACUUUUGAUGAUUUACUGCCUGUUUGCAGCUUCGCGUAAAAAGUCGGUGAGCAUCGACCGAACCGCCAUCGACACCGGCAAGGAGACGUUGAUCGAAAUCGACAAGGUGAGAGACAAAUUCUCUGAGACGUUCAGAGGAAGAUUCAGGAUGGCAAGGGACUUGGUCUUUCAAUCGUCGGCGGCUCAGACACUGUUCUCGGCACCGUCGUCAUCCACGAAGUCUAUCCGGAUGGCGCCGCCGCCCACGACGGCCGUCUGAAGCCGGGCGACCAGGUUCUCGAAGUCAACAACGUCUCCUUGCGAGGAGUCACACACGACCAGGCCAUCUCAGCCCUCAGAAGAACCCCGCCGAAGGUACUGUCUUUUCCUCCACAUUCUCGCUUGUUUUUUUGUCUCUCAGUUUGCUACAGGAUUAAUUUACGUUUUUUUUUUUGACGAUGUUGUGAUUCACCUUAUUCACAUGUUAUAAAUUAGUUUAAUGGAGGCAUUUUCGACUUUUUUUUGAGUGAAGGAAAGUAAACGUAUUGAUGGAGUAAGACCGUUAUUUCAGUAAGUUUUGGGGAAUUUACGAAAACGAAAUACAAUGUAAAUUAUUUUGCGAUUAACUUUGACCAUUUUGAUUUACAUAGAACAAUUCUUUUUCAAUAAAGUUCAUUUUAGUUUUCUUUCGAAUUGAAAAAUAUAUCGAAAUGAAAUCAGGAUUGACGAUAAGCUUCGAAGAAAAAAAUUUUUUUUGAAAAUCUGUUAAUUUUGUUUCUUUCAUUCACAAAGACAGCGGAUAUUUCUCUUAUUUUUCAUUUGUGCAAUGAUUUCGAAAGAUUUAUCUAAAAAGUUAUAAUUAAGUAUCAAAAAAAGAAACUGAAAUGCUGAUUCAUGAUGUAGCAAAUAUUGACGAAAAAAAGUGGAAACUUUGAGAAAAAAGUAAAAAAAAAAUCGAGCACGAAGUUAUUUUUUUUUUUGCGUUUUAGGCGUGUGUUUUGAUUUUUUUCCGUACAAUCUUCAAGACUCAAAAAUAUAAUGCAUUGGAUUAUUAUAUUUUCAGUUUUAAAAACGAUCCUUAGAAAUUUCUUCUUUUUUUGAUCGCAGUUUUGAAGCUAUGGUAAAAGGGGUAACAUGAAAAGUGAAUAAUUUAUAUUUAGAGUUGCGUGUUUCGGCAAAUUUUCUUCUGAUCUACUUUUUGUGUUGAUAACCAGGUUUUUUUUCAUUAAAAAAAAUGCUUUUCUUUCUCAUUACUAGCUGAUUUUUCACGAUAACCGAGGCUUAUCUUCAGGUGCGAUUGUUAAUUUACCGCGAUGUCAAUCUCCAAUUGAGUCUUCUCGACCCCACGCAAAUCUACAACAUUUUCGAAGUCGAACUUCAAAAGAAGCCUGGCCGCGGCUUGGGUCUAAGCAUUGGUAAUAUUUUUAUAAUAUGCUUCUGAGCAACAUUUUUUUUUGAACGACUAGAAAAAAGAAAUAAUUUUUAGAAAAAAAUGAAUUGCAUGCUUUGGUUCAUCAGCCUACAAUGGUACAGCUUUUGCAGUUGGUCGGAAGAACGAACCUGGAGUCUACGUGAGCGAGAUCGUCAGGGGAGGAACGGCAGAGGCGGACGGUCGCCUCAUGACUGGAGACCAGGUUUGAUUAGUACUCGGGAAAAUAAUGGUUCUAUUUGAUAGUAUGAGUCAUUCAGUUGUUCAUAAUACUUGAUAUGACACGAUACAUUUUUCAAAAGUAAGGCUUGGAUUUCCAAGUUUUCAGCUUUUAAAAGUUCAUGAUUGUCAUUUUUUAACUUCAACUAUGAAAUUGCGAGAAACUUCUCUCCUAUGCGUGAGUAGCGUUUCGCAACAAACAAAUUUUUGUCAACCCGUUUUGCAACUUGACUGGCAAUGAGGCCCGAGUCUAAAUUAAAAAAAUAAUUUUCGAAAAAAACCAUCGAAUUAAAAAAAGUUCUGACAAUAAUAAUUAUUUCCGACCCCCCAUGCUCGAAUGAGGAAUGAAAAAUAGCAGAGCUGUUGAGCAGACCGGGGCGCCCCGGGACGACCGCAACGCGCUCCAUGGCGCCCCGCCCUGCGAAGCGGUCACACUCUUAGGAGAAUUCUCCACAGCUACUCAAUGAUAUAAAUGAAUUUCCAUUUUCUUCGAUCAAUAGAUUUAUUUAUUAGUCGUUACUCUGCGCAUUUUUCCACUUAUACUUCAUUUCAACUUAUCUACUCAGCGGAGCGGGGCGGCAGCACUGAAAAAUUGAAAUGUGAGCUUUUUGAAGAUUCUGGCGGUGAACGGCCAAGACGUUGCCAAUUGCAUGCAGGAGGACGUAGCCGCGAUGCUCAAGACCUGCACCGGAAAAGUUCAUCUCAAGGUUACCUUGUCUUUUUAUGGAAAUCCGCUGAAGAACCAUUCAUUCUUGUAAGAGCAUUAAGAUAAAUUUCCAAAAACUUUUUGUCUCUUUCUAUUUUUUCUUUUUGACAAUGACUCACUGUUUAAACAGAAACCCUUAAAUUUUAUUGAGGUACUUAGCUUUACAAGCUAAAAUUUAUUUUACUUGUCGCACAGUUCAUUUUGCUGAAAUGAGUUUUAAAAGCUCAACAGAAUGUAAAAAGAAGAGCUUUAGGAAUUAUUUACUUGCAAUCGUUGAUUUCUUCAUCAUUGAAUACGGUCUUUGGUGCGAAGAGAGAAUUCUUGAAUGCAGGUGGGCCGAUGGAAGAUCACAGAGACAGCGAAUCGCGUCCACGCAGCCGCCGAAGCCGCCUCCCUGGCAAAGAGCUGUACGACGCCGCGGGUCAGUCGCAAGGUUCGUUCACGAUCGCCCAAAAAGUUAAAAGUUCUGACGAUCAACGGUCGGCCGCAUGUCAAAUCUCUGUUAGAAUUUUUUUUCAUUUAGUUUUUUUUGCUAUCCUUUUUUGUAACGACACCAACGCGCCUUUUAUCCGAUUGAACGAUUUGUUUGUUUUUUUGGGCUGAUUGUGCACGUGCUUUCCACUUUUAUCAUUAAAUAAUUUAUAUUUUUUUGCAUUUGAUCAGUUCAGCUUUGCAGAUUUCUGUAGACACUUUGCAUACAUUUUCAAGUUUACUCAUUUUCGCCUUCGUUUGUUAGCAGUGAAGUCUAUUAACAAAUCUCGAAAACUAGCAUAUUUCUUCUGUUUAAAUAGAGAUCUCUAUAACAGCAAUUUUGAACUAACAGUAGCGGUCAGAAAAAUAUUUCAAUCGUGUUGUUCAUUUAUAUCGUUAAACAAUUGUGGAAUUUUGAAGAGAGCUCGAGAAAAGAUAAUUGAGAAAUUCGGCAACAGUUUUUGAAGUGAGAUGGUUGCAUUUUUUUUUUCCUUUUUGAGCUAGGACUCUCAUUUUUGGUCUCAGAGGGUGCAAUCCUGUUAAAACUCACAACUUUGAACGAAAGUAGGAAAAAAAAUUCAAAAUGUUUUUUUCAAUGCUAACUUACUGACAAAGCAGAGUGGAUAGGGAACAUAUCUGAAAAACAUAAUGGAAAAUCUAGGAAAUUUUCUUCUGGGAGGUCCUACUUAAGCAGCUGUCCUUUCUUUUUUAGAAAAAGUUCCCUACAGGUAGAAGACACAUCGCAACCGCCUGCAACAUGUAGUACAGCCGCGCCGAAAGUUGAAGAAAAGAGGGAAGUUCCUCCGCCAGCACCGCCGAUGCGGCCGAUCAUCACGCACACGUCUCCAGACGGCGAGGCGGCCCCUGUCGACGAAGUCGGACUUUCUCCUGUGACAGAGGAGCCGAGCAGCGGCGGCGACUUGGUCUCAGUGUCCGCUCCUUCGUCCGAGCAAUCCGUGUCCUUUCAGAGCAGCGAACUUCAUCGGAGCAUCCACGAAGAGGAAAAAGAGAAGGAACGACCCCACAACAACAAUUCGCUCGCCAUUGACAUUCUACACGACCUCAAAGAGGAAGGCAGCGAGACGUUACUCGUCGAGCUUAGAAAGGUAUCAUUCCAAAAAUUAUUCGAAUAUUAUUUUUUGCAGUUUUUUUUAUUGCAUACUUGACAGCUUUUCCCACAGGAGUAUAAUUCUGAAGACUCAUUGGAACUGAGAUUUCCUUACUAAAAGUUCGCAUUAAACUUAAGAAGUCGCUAUUUUUACUAAUAAAACGACAGGCAGGCUUGGAAAUUAUUUGUUAAUGACAGGUAGCCGACCAACAACUGGGAAUGGGUAUCGGUAAAAGGACGCGUGGGAUAUUGGUGACUUCUCUGCAGCCAGGGUCAACGGCAGCGGAGAAGCUUCGCGUUGGCGACAGAAUCAUGGCCGUCAACGCGUUACCUGUCAGCGACCAGGUUCCAUUCUCAUUGGCCUAACCCUCACACCAACAAUAAGUUCAGUUGUCGGCCGUCACGUUCGUCAAGGCCAGCGGUGAGCGGCUUUUCCUUCAAAUAGCACGACCGCGGCUCUCUCCGUCAUGA
Messenger RNA from Caenorhabditis auriculariae, 29231 nucleotides. The record is from the annotation of a GenBank genome assembly. Lineage: Eukaryota; Metazoa; Nematoda; Chromadorea; Rhabditida; Rhabditidae.